GUCGUGCUUUUCAUGGAAGGCACCCUGAAGGAACCGCAAGCGAAUCUUUCUGCGAGUGUCGUCAAGGCGCUUCUCCAGAGUGGCCUGGCUUUCAAGGCUGUGGAUUGCCUUGAUGAGAAAUACAACCCGGGUGUCAAGAAGGCUGUGGAAGCCCUGAGCGGCGAGACUCAGUUACCGCAGCUUUUUGCCGGCGGGCGACGCCUGGGCAACGGCAACGACAUCCUGGAGCUGAGCAAGAAUGGCGACUUGGCGACAAAGCUGCGCGAAUUGGGCGCUGUUGAU
This is a messenger RNA of Symbiodinium sp. CCMP2592, 282 nucleotides long. NCBI's taxonomy places the organism in Eukaryota, Dinophyceae, Suessiales, Symbiodiniaceae. The record is from the annotation of a GenBank genome assembly.